GGGAGGGGGAAAGGAGAAAUGGUCUGCAGCUGCAAGGCCGCUUGAUCUCCAGAUUUUAGCUUAAGAGUGAGUUCAACUGGAGCAUCUUGGAGGACAUAAUCCUGAUUUCCCUGGAAUGGCUGCACACUGGCUGGUAACUCUGAGCUGCCUUGCCUCCUCGCUCCACUUUCCUGCAGCUGUUGGCACUCAACGAAGAGAAGCCUGUGAUUGCAGUGGGAAAUCCAGACAGUGCAUGUUCGACAUUGAGUUGCUCCGACAAACAGGAAAUGGAUACCGGUGCCUCAACUGCAUGGACAACACAGAAGGAGUUCAUUGCGAACGGUGCAAGGAGGGCUUCUACCACUGGCACCGUGGAGAUCACUGUAGGCCUUGCACCUGCAAUCCUAUAGGUUCUGUCAGUGUACAGUGUGAUUCCCACGGACAGUGCCAAUGCAAACCUGGUGUGACGGGUAACAAAUGUGACCAAUGCCAACAUGGAUUCCACUCCUUCUCAGCAAAUGGCUGCACUGCCAAUGGGCAAAUGUCGAUCUCCCAGUGUGAAUGUGAUCCAGCUGGCAGCACAGGUCAAUGUAUUUCAGGACGCUGUGUCUGCAAAGAGGGUGUUGCAGGAGACCAUUGUGACCGCUGCAAGCAGGGCUAUUAUAAUCUGGAUUCAGGAAAUCCAGAGGGCUGUUCUCGGUGCUUCUGUUAUGGGCACUCAGCUACAUGUUCCAGCGCAGAAAAUUACAGCAUCCAUAAAAUCACCUCUUCCUUUCAGCAAGGUGAUGAGGGCUGGAAAGCCAGAGUAAAUGGCUCUCCUUUGCCGCUCCAGUGGUCAUCACGCCAUAAAGAAAUUUAUGUGACGGCAAGAAGGCCAGAUCCCAUCUACUUUGCUGCCCCAGCCAGGUUCCUUGGGAACCAACAGUUGAGCUAUGGACAGGUGCUGUCAUUUGAUUAUCGCGUGAAUCGACCUGGACGUCGACCAUCGCAGUACGAUGUCAUCUUGGAAGGAGCGGGCUUAAGAAUUGCUGCCCCCCUCUUGCCUCAUGGAAGCAUGCUGCCUUGUAGUGCCAGCAAGACCUACACCUUCAGGUUGGAUGAGCAAGCAAAUAACAACUGGAGCCCUCAGUUGACUGGCAUAGAGUUCCGCAGAUUAAUUGGAAAUCUGACAGCUCUUUGGAUCAGAGCCACAUAUGGAGACAGCACAGGCUACCUCACGAAUGUUAUCCUGGUUUCGGCGCAGCCAGCCUCUGGCCCUCAGGCAGCCUGGGUGGAGCAAUGUUUGUGUCCAGCAGGAUACGAGGGGCAGUUCUGCGAGAGAUGUGCUCCAGGUUACAAGAGAGAGGAUUCUGCCAGACUUGGGGCUUUCAGCAAUUGUGUGCUGUGCAAUUGCCAGGGAGGAGGAACCUGUGAUCCAGAUACUGGAGAUUGUUAUUCAGGAGAUGAAAACAGGGAGCACAUUAGUUCUGCCUGCCCAACUGGCUUUUACAGUCCCCCAUGGAACCUACGGAGUUGCCAGCCGUGCCCGUGCCCGAGUGGCCAUGGCUGUUCAGUGCUGCCAGAGACACAAGAGAUUGUUUGUAAUAAGUGCCCUCCAGGAACCAGUGGCUCUCGUUGUGAGUUCUGCACUGAUGGCUAUUUUGGAGAUCCCUUGGGUGAGAAUGGUUCAAGACGGCCCUGCCAACGAUGCCAGUGUAGCAAUGUUGAUCCAAAUGCUUCUGGGAUUUGCGACCAUGUGACAGGGGAGUGCAAAUGCAAGGAUGGCUUCUUUGGAAACCCUUCUUCUCCCAAUCCAGCAGAGAAAUGCCAAGCUUGCAAUUGCAAUUCCGUGGGCUCGGAGCCCCUGCGGUGCCGUAGCGAUGGGAGCUGCAUUUGCAAGGCAGGAUUUGAAGGGCCCAGCUGUGAACAUACUCGCUGUCCAGCCUGCUACGGACAAGUGAAGGCACAGGUGGAUCAAUACCUUCAGCAACUGCAGGGACUAGAAGCCCUCGUGUCUCAGGUGCAGACUGGGGGAGUGCCUGGAGAUAACUUGGAGCUGGAGAGGAAGAUGAGAGAGGCUGAAGAGAUGCUCCAAGAAGUCCUGAGAGAAGCCCAGACUUUGCAAGCCACUGAGAGGUCCUUGGGGGGCCGCCUGUCCAAGAUGAAGGGUCAAGAGUUCACCUACCAGAGCCAACUGGAUGAGAUAAAUGAGACAGCCAACCGGCUACAGUCUUUGGGCAAUCGGUACCAGAGCCAGGUGCAAGACACCAGGAGGCUCAUCCAGGGAGCUCGCUUGGAUUUGGAGCAAAGCAAGGCCCAGUUAGGAGGCAUGAUUAUUCCAUCUUCGGAUCUCCCUGGAGGGUCAAACAGUUUUUUAAUCCUAGCCCAGGAAGCCAUGAAGUUAGCAGACAGCCACCUGCAGCUGGCGAAUACUAUUGAGCAAGCAGCCAGGGCAGCAGAAGAUGCCUCGAGCCAAGCGCUGGCUGUGGUGCAGUCAGCUGCGAGCGGGGGAGGGGUCCUGGCAAACUCUGUGCAAGGGCUCCGGAAAAAGUAUGAUGAAGUAAAGCUGCUGUCCAGUGAGCUGGAAACUGAUGCCAAUGGAGCUGCUUCGAGUGCUGACCAAGCCUAUCAGAGCAGCCAGCUGCUUUUCAGUUCCCUGGCUCGUUUACCAAAGGUUGACACCAGCAUUUUUCAGGAAGAAGCCAAGCAGCUGCGGCAGAAGGCCGACUCUUUAGCUGGCUUAGUGGAAAUUUUCAUGGCAGAAUAUAAGCAGCUGCAAAGCAACAUGGGGAGCAAGGAAGAAGAGAUCAAGGAGCUGCUGCAAAAGGGACAACAUGACAGACUGGCAUCGGUCCAGUUAUUGUCUCGUGCCAACCUUGCCAAGAAUGCAGCCCAGAAGGCACUGAGUGCUGGCAAUGCCACUUUUGAGGAAGUUGAUGGCAUCUUGAAGAACCUGAGAGAGUUCAAUCUGCAGGUAGGUGACAAGCGAAUGGAAGCAGAAGAGGCCAUGCGGAAGCUUCCUCUCAUAAGCAGCAUGGUCACCAGCGCCAAUGAGAAGGCCAGGCGUGCAGAAGAGGCCCUGGGCACUGCUGUUACUGAAGCAGAGGAGGCCCGAAGAAUGGCUGGGGAGGCAAAGGAGAUCGCAGAGGGCAUUGAUCAGGAAAUAGGAAGGCUGGCCUGGGAAGCUAACAGGACAGCAGAUGGAGUCUUGGCUCUGGAGAAGGGGAUCGUGUCUUUGCAGAGAGAGGCACAGGAAGUGGAAAGCGAAUUGCAGAGGAAGGGGCUGGAGGCUGACCUGGAUGCCACCAUGGCACAGGAAGCUGUUCAGGUAUCCCAGAAGGCAAAAGCAGAUGCGGUGAGUGCUGGAGGUGCUGUCCAAGGGGUGCUGAGCACCUUGGAAGAUGUUCUUCGGCUGAUGGAUCAGCCUGAGGCUGUGGACGAGGAAGGUGUGGCCAUACUUGAAAUGAACCUUGAUAAGGCCAGAAAAAGAAAUCACCAGUUGAAAGAACUGAUGUUACAGCUGGAGGAAACAGCCAGCCGUCAAAAACUUCGGGUCCAGACGCUAGAAAGGAGCAUCACAGAGAUUCUUGCAGAUAUCAAAAACCUGGAGGAGAUCCGUGAUAAUCUCCCCACAAAGUGCUACAACAUACAACCAAUUGAGAGACCCUGAAGACUCUGAGGGCAGGAUGAUAUGUAUUCUGUUCAUUCGGUCUUGGACACAAUAUUAGGGUUAGGCCAAUGGUUUGGGGUUAUAGAAGAGAUCCAGGCCUCCUAGAGACUAGCUGUAUGCAGCUCUGCUGAACAGAUUCUCUUCAGGCUUGGAUAACAAUUGCCUCAUUGUGGGUGGCAAUGUAACCAUGCCUCCAACAUUGGAAAAGUAGCUAUUCCAGAUGUCCUAUGUUGGGGUGCAGGAAAGAGGACCAGGCUGCCGGAUGAAGAAGCUGACCAUGAACAGCUUGGCAUGCAAGAGGCACGGCGUACAAGAGACUGUAUUACUCAAAAAUAUACCAGCAGACUGUGCCUUGCUCAUUGUGUGGAUGUGUCCAAAGUCUGUAGCGAACAGCUGGACCUUGAAACCUUCCCCACCGUAUUCUUUCAGGUUAUCCCAGCCUUAUUUAAUGUAACAAGAGGGAAGUCAUACUCUUUUAAAUUAAUUGUGCUCAGUUAUCUAUCAUUACCCUAGAAGGUCCUUCACUUUCAUGUCUCCCUCCGUCACUUUUCCAUCAGGGCCAGCAGCUUUCAUCACCCCAGCAACUUAGGGCCAAACUAGCCGUUGCAGUGUCUAAGGGUAUUUUUGAGCUGAACUCACUCAUUUAAAAAUGCUGCAUGCGCCCGAUCCUCAUCAGGCCUUUAGCGUGGCAGGAUCCACUCUUGUUCCCCUCUCCAGUGCUUUUUCAAGCGCCCAAACAGCUGGCAAUUGAAAAGGGGUGACAGCGGGGCAGGGGACAAGAUCACCCGGUCCCUGCCGUGCUGGAGGCCCAAUCAAAAUUGGUCCUGGUGGUAUUUUUAAAGGGCAGAGUUCAGCUCUAAAAUCCAAUUGGCUCAAUUCAGCUGUCCAUCUUAAGGACAAAGCAUUAUUUGCCACCAGGAUCGGUAAUGGUAAAAGGGGAAUGGGGUAUCUAGCUGCUGGGAUCUUCUUCAAAACUUCAUCUGACCCUUGAGUGGAUCAGUCAUCCUUGGCUACAGCAAACGGAUCUAGAAGAGAUUAUUCUAGUUUGGUAUAAUACUGCAAAAAGAAAACAAUGUCCAAUAAUGGCUUACACUGAGUUACACUAUCAUUCCUAGAUCAAUAAAGAUUAGCAGCUUCUUGCCGAGGCUUGGGCAGAGGUCUUUCCCAGCCCUAAGACACUGGGAGCAGAGGAUGCUACUAGGAUUGGACCUGUGACCUGUUAAUCCACUAUGGCAACAUUCAUAUGUAUUAGAGUUAAUACAUUGACGGACACUAUGACACUUGGAGGAAGUGAUGGUCUGUUUCCACAGCGAUUGUCCAGCUGAGCACUCUCAGAGCGGAACUACAAGUGACAAAAGGCACAGGUUGGACACUUGUCAGCUUCCCUCAAGUUUUGAUGGGAAAUGUGGGCGUCUUGGUCUUGCAGCUUGGCUCUCUGACUGCUGUCCAAUGGACUUUUCAACUGUCACUUGUCCAACAUUCCGCCAAGCUGCCUACAUUUCCCAUCAAAAUUGGAGGGAAGCUGUCAAGUGUCCAACCUGUGCCUUUUGUCACUUGUAGUUCCGCUCUCAUUCUGUUUCCACGCUACCCUUGCGAUGGAAGGACUAGAAAGUAGUUGUUAUGGCUCAAGUCACACAGAAAGAGCUUCUAGCCCAGAAGUAACAAAAGUGAAGGUCAACACAAAUCAUAUUAGCAUAAUUUUUCUUUAUUAACAUUAUCUUUAAACGCUUUGCCAGUUUUGAAUAUUUUUGUCUUUUUUUUUGGUCCACGACCACUUUAGCCACAAUGAUCUGUUCUCCAUGAAUAUCUGACAUCUUCAAAUAUGUUUCUCCCCUUUUUAUUAUUAUUUUUUUAAAAUAAAACAAAUACUAUGGUUUAAAACUGCAAGUUCAGUGACAGAAAAUAAAUGUCUUCCUCCCUGUGCAGCUAAACCCCAAUUCCUGUGGAGGUCAGAGGUUGAUGCUUUCUCCGACCAUUUCCACACCAAACCCACCAGCCCCCUCCCCCAUUUAUGCUACACCCCGUCCCCUUCCCACCCUCCCCCCAAACAUAAGCAUAACUGAGCACGUGAAGGCAAAAAAGAAGACUAAUUAAGACAUUAUUUACAUCAUCUGUACCACAAUGCUAUGUUCCUAAGGCAUGCUGUCCUAAACUGGAUGAAAUUGGAAAGUGGCCUGCUCACUGAUCUUGUGGCAUUUAUUCGUUCCGUUUCUCUCCUUUGCUAUCCUUGUUCCUGGUUCCCAAUGCAAACUGUCAUUUGAGCCUUUUGUUGUUGUUGGAAGGCCAU
This is a messenger RNA of Eublepharis macularius, 5915 nucleotides long. It is a transcript of the gene LAMC2, whose product is annotated as laminin subunit gamma 2. The transcript is spliced from 23 exons. Lineage: Eukaryota; Metazoa; Chordata; Lepidosauria; Squamata; Eublepharidae. Gene Ontology annotation, molecular function: extracellular matrix structural constituent. The record is from RefSeq and is a predicted model, not a curated record. Bases 116 to 3628 code for a protein of 1170 amino acids.